Messenger RNA from Arabidopsis thaliana (thale cress), 702 nucleotides. Its product is annotated as F-box/associated interaction domain protein. The coding region runs from base 1 to 702 and encodes 233 amino acids. The record is from RefSeq and is marked reviewed. The transcript has 2 exons. NCBI's taxonomy places the organism in Eukaryota, Viridiplantae, Streptophyta, Magnoliopsida, Brassicales, Brassicaceae.
AUGAUGACGAGAGGACGCAAAGAGAAUAGCAACGAGACCUCACCCUCGCCGACACUACUUCUUCACGGCGGAGUUAUCGAUAUCCCUCUGAAUACUGACAGUGGAGUGACUAAAAACACUCCCGGCGAAAUCGCACUAUUGAGGUUCAAAUCUGUCUCGAAGCUGUGGUCAUCCAUUAUCAGCAGUCGUAGAGACUUCAUAGAAUCGAUAGUGACUCGAUUUUUGACUCAGCCUCCUCAUGAUGCCCAUUUCAUCUUCGGCUUCGAUUCAGGCCCUUACGUGGAAUGUUUCUUAGGCUUAUCGUCUACUUAUCCUCCAAAUACGGACAUAGAAGCAGUACUAUCAAUCCCUGGGAGAAUGGCGCAGUAUGUUUACGGUUUGAUGUGUUGUUUGUCUGGUUUUAAGGAUGCUAAGAAGGAGACACAAGGAUGGUCCAGGAUUUUCUUUCACGAGAUGCAUGGCUUUUCAAAUUGGCGCAUCUUGGGUGCUACUUGUGGUGGUGAGAUCCUUUUUGCCAAGUGGAUGUACUGCAUCUAUCACUAUGAAGACAAGCUGUUAUGUGUCUUAUAUUAUGAGCCGAAGCGAAACAGUAUGAGGGGUGUUGACGUCGAAGGUACUUUACCUAAUGAUACAAGGCGUUACAGAUUUGUUAUAAUCUGGACUAUUCCGGAUCAUGUUCAGAACACAAUGUAUUUGUAUUAG